CUCUGUAAACCAGAAACAGAGGUCUGGAAAUAGAAACUAAAUCUUACCCUCAUUGCAGUCCCUCCCUUUAAGGACAAGGCAGAGCACCAAGACACCAACACUGUGCAUCGAUCUGUUUCCUGAACAUCCCAGCUUAGAGGAUUCCAAAGAGAGCUACCCCAGUGACCUUGCUCCCAGAGAAGAAGGAGGUGACAUCACAGGAGGGCCACUGGCAUCACGGCUCAGGAACAGUACCAUCGACACACGUCCAAGGCAUGGGUCAGACUUCCUCUUCUACACCCCCUCCAAAAGAGGAUCCUGAUUUGACCUCCAGCUUUGGCACAAAUCUUCAGAAUUUCAAGAUGAAAACCAAAAUCCUGUCUCAGGAAUUAAUUGCCUUCAUUGAAUCAUCCCUAGAGGAUGGAAACCUUCAGGAAACAGUUUCUGCAAUCAGCAGUGCUCUGGGUGGCAUAGAGAAAGCCCCACUGAACAUUGCAGUGAUGGGGGAGACUGGGGCUGGAAAGUCCAGUCUCAUCAAUGCUCUCCAGGGAGUGGGGGAUGAUGAAGAAGGUGCAGCUGCUUCCACAGGGGUGGUACAUACAACCACUGAGAGAACACCAUACACUUACACAAAGUUUCCCAGUGUGACACUGUGGGACCUGCCUGGCAUUGGAUCUACUGCCUUCCAACCACAUGAUUAUCUGAAGAAAAUCGAGUUUGAGGAGUAUGACUUCUUCAUUAUUGUCUCUUCCGGACGCUUUAAACAUAAUGACGCAGAACUUGCCAAAGCCAUUGUGCAAAUGAAUAGGAGUUUCUAUUUUGUUCGAACCCACACAGAUCUUGAUUUAAUGGUUGUAAAACGGAGUAAUCCUAGGAGAUUCAACAGAGAGAACACAUUAAAGCAGAUUCGACAUACCAUUUCAAGUAUGCUUAAGGAAGUUACCCACCAGGAGCCUCCAGUCUUCUUAGUCUCUAACUUUGAUGUGUCUGACUUUGACUUCCCAAAGCUGGAAUCCACCCUUCUGAGCCAGCUCCCAGCCUACAAACACCACAUGUUCAUGCUCACUUUGCCUAUUGUUACAGAUUCCACCAUAGACCGGAAGAGGGAUAUGCUGAAACAAAAGGUCUGGAAGGAAUCCACAAUGCCAAGAGCAUGGGCUACCAUACCAUCCCUGGGACUGACCCAAAAGGACAUGGAGAUGUUGCAACAGACUUUGAAUGACUAUAGAUCUUCCUUUGGCCUGGAUGAGGCAUCACUGGAAAACAUCGCUGAGGAUUUGAACGUGACACUGGAGGAGCUCAAGGCAAACAUUAAGUCUCCACAUUUGCUCUCAGAUGAGCCAGAUACAUCCUUAACGGAGAAACUAUUGAAGUACAUUGGAAAUCCUUACUUUUCAAAGGUUUUCCAUUUGCAAAAUUAUUUCAUUGACACGGUUGCGAGCGAUGUUAAAAUUAUCCUCAGUAAAGAAGAGCUUUUCACAGAGCAGCAUCCUCCACUGCACACAGCUACAUGCCAGCCUUCCUCUAGCAGACCCUCUCCUUUAAUGGCUCAACUUUUGGUGUUCAGCUUUGAAAAUUUUUUUAAGAAUUUCAAGAAGGAAAGCAAAAUCCUCUCUGAGGAAACCAUCACCUUGAUUGAAUCCCAUCUGGAGGAUAAGAACCUUCAGGGGGCAUUGUCUGAAAUUAGUCAUGCUCUGAGCAACAUUGACAAAGCCCCACUGAACAUUGCUGUGACUGGAGAAACAGGGACAGGAAAAUCCAGCUUUAUCAAUGCCUUGAGGGGAGUGAGGGAUGAAGAAGAAGGUGCAGCACCCACUGGGGUGGUAGAGACAACCAUGAAGAGAACUCCAUACCCACACCCAAAGCUUCCCAAUGUGACAAUAUGGGAUUUGCCUGGCAUUGGGUCUACUACCUUCCCACCACAAAACUAUCUGACAGAAAUGAAGUUUGGUGAGUAUGACUUCUUCAUUAUCAUCUCGGCUACACGCUUCAAAGAAAUUGAUGCACAUCUGGCCAAAACUAUUGAAAAGAUGAACACAAAGUUCUACUUUGUCCGAACCAAGAUAGAUCAAGAUGUCAGUAAUGAACAGAGGAGUAAACCUAGGUCUUUCAAUAGAGACAGUGUGCUAAAGAAAAUAAGAGAUGACUGCUCAGGUCAUCUCCAGAAGGCUCUCUCCAGUCAGCCUCCAGUCUUCCUAGUCUCUAACUUUGAUGUGUCUGACUUUGACUUCCCAAAGCUGGAGACCACCCUACUGAGGGAACUCCCAUCCCACAAGCGCCACCUCUUCAUGAUGUCCUUGCACAGUGUUACUGAGACUGCCAUUGCCCGGAAGAGGGAUUUCCUCAGACAGAAGAUCUGGCUGGAGGCCCUGAAGGCUGGACUAUGGGCCACCAUUCCACUUGGGGGCUUAGUCAGAAAUAAAAUGCAGAAGUUGGAAGAGACCUUGACUCUCUACAGGUCUUACUUUGGGCUGGAUGAAGCCUCACUGGAAAACAUUGCCAAGGAUUUCAAUGUGUCUGUGAAUGAAAUUAAGGCACACCUUAGGUCUCUCCAGUUGUUCACAAAGAACAAUGACAUGUCCUUCAAAGAAAAACUGUUGAAAUAUAUUGAAUAUAUUUCCUGUGUUACUGGGGGACCACUUGCCUCAGGCCUUUACUUUAGAAAGACUUACUACUGGCAAAGUCUCUUCAUUGAUACUGUGGCAAGUGAUGCCAAGUCUCUCCUUAAUAAGGAAGAGUUUUUGUCAGAGAAGCCAGGAUCAUGCCUCUCUGACCUCCCUGAAUACUGGGAAACAGGAAUGGAGCUGUGAGGUACUAACCUUAGGGCUGGCUUCAGGCACGAACUUAAAUCCUACUUUUAAGCAGCAAACAUUUUCUGGGAGAGGAUUCAUUUCUUUCAAAGACAGAAUAUCACUGUGGCAAGUGGAAAGAGAGUUAUGCACAGUAUAAGCACUGUCUUCCAUUAAAGUACCAUUAUGGCCAUCUUGUGUCCCUGGUCCCUAUGAGACCAUUCUGCACAGAGCAGCUCACAGACUGCAGAGGGUGAGCGAGCAGACUGCAGAAGCAACACAGAUGCUGGGACAGACCCCAGUUUCUGGCUCCAGACAUCUGGACACCUUCCCUGCCAGAGGAGAGGUGACCAUCUGGAAGGGCUCUGACUGCCAGAGCUGGUGGGGGAGCCAUCUUUUGUCCUGGGUCCCUCUGAGACCAGUCUGCCCAGGUCAGCUCACAGACUGCAGAGGGUGAGCGAGCAGACUGUAGAAGCAACACAGAUGCUGGGACAGACCCCAGUUUCAGGCUCCAGACAUCUGGGCACCUUCCCUGCCAGAGGAGAAGUGACCACCUGGGAGGGCUCUGACUGCCAGAGCAGGUGAGGGAACCAUCUUGUGUCCUGGGUCCCUCAGAGAACAGUCUGUGCAGGUGAGCGCAAAGACUGCAGAGGCAACACAUCUUCUGGGACAGGCCCUGCUUUGGGCCUUCAUCUUCAGCCAGUUGGCAGGUCUGAACGCCAGACCUCUGUGCACCUUCCCUGCAAGAGGAGAGCUUGCCUGCAGAGAGUACUCUGACCACUGAGACUCAGGAGCAAGCUGGACUCCCAGGACUUCUGACAGAUGCUAACAAAUCACAGGAGGAACAGGCUCCAGACAGAGACAGCUAUAACAACUAACACCAGAGAUUACCAGAUGGUGAAAGGCAAAUGUAAGAAUCUUGCCAACAGAAACCAAGACCGCUCACCAUCAUCAGAACCCAGCACUCCCAUCUCAGCCAGUCCUGGAUACCGCAACACACCGGAAGAGCAAGAUUCAGAUUCAAAAUCAUAUCUCAUGAUGCUGGUAGAGGACCUUAAGAAGGGCAUUAAUAACUCACUUAAAGAAAUACAGGAC
Messenger RNA from Mus musculus (house mouse), 3863 nucleotides. Its product is annotated as RIKEN cDNA 9930111J21 gene 1. Bases 255 to 2789 code for a protein of 844 amino acids. The record is from RefSeq and is marked validated. The transcript is spliced from 4 exons. Gene Ontology annotation, molecular function: GTP binding. Lineage: Eukaryota; Metazoa; Chordata; Mammalia; Rodentia; Muridae. Gene Ontology annotation, cellular component: membrane.